AUUCUUAUAAAGGUGCGCGCGCCUACAUUGCAUAUGUCGCUGGAAUGAAUAGCCCAGGAGUAUUCUAUAUUGGACGCCAGCAACAUAAUCAGCCAAUCACACAUCACACAACAGGAUAUACAUCCAAUACAAGGCUAUUGCCCAUCCAUUGUACAUAUCCUGACAUCCAUCGCCAGUUCGGACCCCAUCCAUCUAUACCACUGGCAGCACUUGGUCACCAUUGAUGGUCAUCUGCCUACGGGAUUUUUAAUAUCAUUGGGUUAUUUUGGAUUCAAGGAGCUGAUAUGGAAGCAGCAGGAGUUGUAUCCAGGGACUGAAUCAGCACAGGGGCACCGACUGGGAUGAACAAAGUGAAUUAACCUCGAUGUCCUUGGCACCCGCUCGCUGCGACUCUUCUAUCGAACAGGCAAUGGCGUCUACAAAUAUCUUUGACCUCCUCAACGACGACGCUCAGGAUCAGGAGAUCCAGAUCCCUGUUGUCAAGAAGGAAGCCAAGCCCGCGGCCAAGCCCGCUGCCGCUGCCUCCAAGCCCGUCGACAACAAGGCUCCCCGUAAGGAUGGCGCCCGCAACAACAAGCCCAGAGACGGUGACGACCGUGCUCCCCGUGGACCCCGCUUCGACCGCGUUCCCCGUGAUGGUGCUGCUCCCCGCGCUCCCCGUGCUCCCCGUGCUCCCCGCGGCGGUCGCCAUGGUGGCCUCGACCGCCACUCCGGCACCGGUAUCCACGAGAGUGAGAACAAGGAGAACAACCGCUUGGGCGACCCCGCCAUCGCCGCUCUCGAGGGAGAGAAGGAUGCUGCGUUGAACGCCGAGACUGCUGUCGCCUCUACCCCCGAGCCCGUUGAGCCGGAGGUUGUUGUCAAGACUCUUGACGACUACCUGGCUGAGAAGGCCGCCAAGGCCCUCAAGGUGGCUCUUCCCGAGGCCCGUGCCGCCAACGCAGGCGCUGAUGAUUCCCAGUGGAAGGACGCCAAGGUCCUCGAGGUCGAGGAGACCGGUGACUUCAUUAAGAUGGGCAAGGAGUCUGUUGCCAAGUCUCGCAAGGGCAAGAAGGAGGCCAAGGUCUUGAUCAAGGAUAUCGAGGUUCGCUACACCGAGCCUGCCCGUGAGCAGUCUGCUCCUCGCGGUGCCUUCCGUGGUGCUCGUGGUGGUGAGCGCAGUGUCCGUGGCGGUGACCGUGCCCGUGGCGCUCGUGGCGGCAACAACGGCGCUGCCCCUCGCCGCGGUGGUGCUCCCCGCGGCGCUGCCGUCAACGUUGACGACCAGGAGCUCUUCCCCAGCCUGGGCUCCAAGUAAAGAUGUUUUUUUCUAAACUAAUAUAAAAAAACACAUUUGUCGUAAUACUCACUUUGAAAGAGAAUGAACGCGUC
Molecule: messenger RNA, 1371 nt
Organism: Gamsiella multidivaricata
Lineage: Eukaryota; Fungi; Mortierellomycota; Mortierellomycetes; Mortierellales; Mortierellaceae
Exons: 3
Coding region: 365-1297 (310 amino acids)
Cellular component (GO): nucleus; cytoplasm
Molecular function (GO): RNA binding
Source: RefSeq, a predicted model, not a curated record